CAUCCUCUAUUCUACACACGUCUACACCACGCAGUCAAUGGAUUACACCUUCUCUCUCCAAGUGCAACACCAGCUAACCGUGUACCCAACACAUUUAUACCAGGGCUACAGCUUAGAGAUACAGAUGAAGUCAACAGAGGUGGACCAGGGCCUUUUCACAAACAGUUACUGCAAAGUGUGCAGCGCUCAGCUCAUCUCAGAGUCACAGAGAGUUGCACAUUAUGAGAGCCGAAAACAUGCAAACAAAGUGCGUCUGUAUUACAUGCUGCACCCUGUAGAUGGAGGAUGUCCGGCUAAGAAGCUCAGAACAGAUGAUGGCAGUGAGGAUGGAGACGUGGACAAAAACAAGUGCUGUACACUGUGUAACAUGUCCUUCACUUCAGCGGUGGUAGCACAGUCUCAUUAUCAAGGCAAGAUCCACGCUAAGAGGCUCAAACUGCUGCUGGGGGAACAGCCUGCCAUAACAGCCAAAGAGGUGCCACCUAGUCCAGUGAAGACACCUUCAUCAGAAAGCUCACCUGUGAGCUCCACACAUCAGCACCGGGAUUCUGAUCGCUACUGUCAGCUGUGUAAUGCUUGGUUUAACAACCCUGGAAUGGCACAGCAACACUACGAUGGUAAAAAGCACAAGAAGAAUGCAGCACGAGCAGACCUGCUUGAACAACUGGGAAAAACUUUAGACAUGGGAGAGAUGAAAGGUCUUAAACGAUGCUGCACAUGUGAUGUCUGCAGUGUCACACUGAAUUCAGUGGCGCAGUAUCAUGCACACCUGCAGGGCUCCAAGCACCAAAACAACCUAAAAAAUCAGCUGUGUGUCCAGUGAGUCAUAAGAGAAGCACGAUGAUUGGAUUGAUGUCAUACAAGCUGUGAUCAGCUUGCACAGGAUUUUCUGCCUCUAUUCUUUCCAUGCUCACUCUCUCUCUCUCUCUCUUCGUCCAUCUCAUUUUUCUGUCUUACUCUCAACUUGACUGCAAAAGAAGAUUGAAUAUCCUCUUAAAGUUUGCCUUUAUCAUCCCCAAACUCUCUGGCUCUACCUCCCAGCCUCUUCUUCAUCAUGACUCAACGCAGCCAUCAUGCCUUGACACUCUGGAGGAGAGAUGGCUUCCUCCAGUGACACUCUUGUAAUUCCCUCACCAUAAUUUUAUAUAUCUAAGCUCAGUCAGUUGUUGUGUGCAUGACUGAAUACGGUAGUUGUGGUCACUUUCUAAGAUAAGCAAUAUCUGUCUAAAAAUAUGCCAAAUUAAUAAAUAGUUAAUAGAAAAUUGUAACAAAAACUGUCAUAAAAAGAGAAUGCAAUCUAUAGAAAAUUUUGUCCACAUUCACUUUUAUGUCUCAUGUUUUAUGUAGUAUUUAUUUUUUCUGUGUGCAAAAAAUACAUGUUUUACUGGAAUAUAAUGUGUUUUUGGGCCUUACAGGAAUUUGGGCAUUUUGGGCAGGGUGCUACAAAAUUAAAAUGUUCUUGAUUUGUUUUUUAAUGUAUGUAUGUGUGACCUGUAGAUAGCUUGUUUAAGAGUGUUUGAUGAAUGGGCAUUUGAGAUUAUUUGUAAAAAAGUGAACUCAUUUUAUGGGGUGGCUGGGUAUUUAUUUUUUUUUUUAUAGAUUUGAUUGGGGUUACAUUAUACAACAAGUCUUAUAGUGUACUCUUUAGUAUAUGAUAAAAAAAAAAAACAGAUGAAGCAGCUAUCCCCUCAUAUGGUUGUCUGACAUAUUUUACAAUAUGUUGUACAUGUUUCCUUUUACAUGUGAAAACAGGUUAGAAUGUACAUACAAAAUUACUGUUAUUGUUGGUCUUUGAUCAUAUUCUAAUAUUUAAAAUUACUAGUGUUUUAGAAGAUAUAUUAGAUAUAUUUAUUAAAUUGUCAUUAAUGAGCUGCGAAACCAUGUAUGUUCUGAAGCGUUUACAUUUGCAUCAAAUACAUUUUCUUUUUCUAAAUUUUUUUCUAAAAAGAGACAAAAAAGUGACAAUGGUAGUGAAAUUUACUUUAAAAUCAAUGAAUUAAUUUAUGACUUUUUAUUUUACUCUUGAUAGAAAGAUGUCAAUGUUUAUUACUUGGUACAAUCAAGAAAUAACAAAAUCUAUAAUAGUAUUGGAAAUAGACAUGAAGAAACUCCUUACUUUUGAUCUAGAGAUCUUCUAUAAAGAUUACUCAUUGAAGCAUGGCAGGAUUUAAUCUGACAGAAUGUUAAUAAAGAUUUUAAUAUUAACAAACAACAAUUCAGUGCACAAAUAAUUAUCACCUCUCUGUCAUUAAGAUCGAGGAUGCAUUUUAUGCAUUUGUUGCAUUGGAACUAGUGUGUGUUCUUUUUAA
Xyrauchen texanus (razorback sucker) is the source of this 2309-nucleotide messenger RNA. RefSeq names its product zinc finger, matrin-type 4a (gene zmat4a). The record is from RefSeq and is a predicted model, not a curated record. Bases 38 to 823 code for a protein of 261 amino acids. Gene Ontology annotation, molecular function: zinc ion binding; nucleic acid binding. Gene Ontology annotation, cellular component: nucleus. NCBI's taxonomy places the organism in Eukaryota, Metazoa, Chordata, Actinopteri, Cypriniformes, Catostomidae. The transcript has 7 exons.